Amphiprion ocellaris (clown anemonefish) is the source of this 8214-nucleotide messenger RNA. Its product is annotated as probable ribonuclease ZC3H12C. Lineage: Eukaryota; Metazoa; Chordata; Actinopteri; Pomacentridae. The record is from RefSeq and is a predicted model, not a curated record. The coding region runs from base 1001 to 3892 and encodes 963 amino acids. Gene Ontology annotation, molecular function: mRNA binding; RNA endonuclease activity; metal ion binding. Gene Ontology annotation, cellular component: nucleus; cytoplasmic ribonucleoprotein granule. The transcript has 6 exons.
UACACAUUGACAGAAGCGAUGGCUGUUUUGUGUCGUCUGUCAUGUUUGCACUUUGUUCGGGUUCUUUGCAUGUCUAACUCUUUGCUUUGACACACUCUGUCCUUGAGGUGUUGGCCGUUUUCCAUCUGGGUCACGUUUGGACUUAAUCCUGGUCACUCGUCUGCGUCAUUCAUGGCUUUGACAUAAAUUGAAGACAUGGGACUUUGAUUGUUAGCUGAUGUCGCCAUUUUCUUUGUUUGUUUUACAUGCGGAGAGACUGAGAUGUGCAGUGGACGAUUAAAGAGGACGUUGACAUCCAUAGAGGUGAGUCACACACAUUGACGGAAGCGAUGGCUGUUUUGUGUCGUCUGUGUCAUGUUUGCACUUUGUUCGGGUUCUUUGCAUGUCUAACUCUUUGCUUUGACACACUCUGUCCUUGAGGUGUUGGCUGUUUUCCAUCUCGGUCACGUUUGGACUUAAUGCUGGUCACUUGUCUGUGUCAUUCAUGGCUUUGACAUAAAUUGAAGACAUGGGACUUUGAUCGUUUGCUGAUGUAGCAGUUUUGUUUCUUUCUUUUACAUGCCGAGAGACUGAGAUGUGCAGUGGACGAUUAAAGACACCGUCGUUGCCAUCCAUAGAGGUGAGUCACACACAUUGACGGAAGCGAUGGCUGUUUUGUGUUGUCUGUGUCAUGUUUGCACUUUGUUCGGGUUCUUUGCAUGUGUAACUCUUUGCUUUGACACACUCUGUCCUUGAGGUGUUGGCUGUUUUCCAUCUGGGUCACGUUUGGACUUUAUCCUGGUCACUUGUCUGCGUCAUUCAUGGCUUUGACAUAAAUUGAAGACAUGGGACUUUGAUUGUUUGCUGAUGUCGCCAUAUGUUUUGUUUCUUUUACAUGCCGAGAGACGAGAUGUGCAGUGGACGAUUAAAGACGACGUUGACAUCCAUAGAGGCACCAGUGAGUGGAUUUGUGUGAGUGGGCAGCAGUCAGCCCAGUGUGCUGGAUGUCUGUGACAGAUCCAUGGGCCAGAAGGACCAUGUGGAGGCAGGAGCAGGCCAUAUCCUCGACCUGGGGCUGGAUUUGGAGUAUCUCCACGUAGCGGGGGCUGACCGGCAGGCUGGCGGCGCUGACGGACCCCCUGCUAUGGAGGAGCAGGGGGAGAGCUCUGGCAACAGCAGCACAGCCCACUCCCCUCCACCGGCAGCCUUAGAGGAAAACUCCGGUUCCGACACCGAGUCCAAGUCUGCGCCGUCUCCUGGCUCCGUCCUCGCUUCAGGCGCCGACUCGGAUGGAGGAGAGGGAGGGUCCGCUCACAGCAAGAACACCCACCAGCCGCUCUGUCGGACCCAGUGCGUGGACCUGGGCACCGACGGGCCUCCCGAGCUUCCAUCCGAACUUUCAGCAGAGCUCAAACACGAUGCGCCUGCCCAGUCCCAAUGUGAGCCUCCACCCAACCCCUCCACAGCAGAACCGGCGUCCGAGGUCGGUGGUAAGGAGUACCAGGCUAAGCUGGAGUUUGCUCUGAAGCUCGGCUACUCUGAGGAGACGGUGCGACUGGUGCUGUCCAAGCUCGGCCCCGACACCCUGAUCAAUGACAUACUGGGAGAGCUGGUCAAACUGGGCACCAAGUCAGACAGUGAGCAACAGCCCGGAUCUUUAGCCUCUACCUCGUCCUCCUCAUCUUCCUCAUCGUCAUGCGGUUGUUCAGAUUUGCUGGACGGUCAGCGGUCGGACUCGCCCUGUCCUUCAGACUCUGUGUGCGGCCAGGACAACCUUCGGCCAAUAGUGGUAGAUGGCAGUAACGUCGCCAUGAGCCAUGGCAACAAGGAAAUGUUUUCCUGUCAGGGCAUCCAGCUGGCUGUUGAUUGGUUCCUGGAGCAUGGCCAUCAUGACAUCACAGUUUUUGUUCCUGCGUGGAGGAAGGAGCAGUCCCGCCCCGACGCCCCGAUAACAGAUCAGGAGAUCUUGCGUCGCCUUGAGAAGGAAAAAAUCCUCGUCUUCACUCCUUCACGACGCGUCCAGGGUCGCCGCGUGGUCUGUUAUGACGACCGCUUCAUUGUCAAGCUGGCCUAUGAGUCAGACGGCAUCAUCGUCUCCAAUGACAACUACAGAGACCUGGCUAAUGAGAAGCCAGAGUGGAAGAAAUUCAUAGACGAGCGGCUGCUCAUGUACUCCUUUGUCAAUGACAAGUUCAUGCCGCCAGAUGAUCCUCUUGGUCGUCAUGGUCCCAGUUUAGACAACUUCCUGAGGAAAAGACCUGUCAUGCCUGAGCAGAAGAAACAGCCUUGUCCAUAUGGAAAGAAGUGCACUUACGGCCACAAGUGUAAGUACUACCACCCAGAGAGAGGCGCCCAGCCCCAGCGUGCCGUGGCUGAUGAGCUCCGUGCCAGCGCCAAGACCUGCAUCACCUCAAAGAACCAGGGGGACGCGGGGCUGGUGAAGAGCCACAGUGUGCCGGCCGGCAGCAUCGAGGCGAAAAAAGGCGCCCCCAAAAGGCAGUCGGACCCCAGCAUCCGAGCUCUGUCGUACAGUGAUGCUGAGGAGAAGCUGCUGGCUAAAGGGAGGGCCGAGAGCCAGAAGAGCGGUCUGUGUGGUGGCAGCACUAGUAGCAUUUCCAGCAGCAGCAGCUGCAGUGGGAAUACAACCAUGUCUCCGGCCCCUGGAGGGCCCCCAUCUGGGCUGAGCCUUCCACAGGACCAGCAGUCCAGAGCAGUGCCCCCUCAUGGUGUCCUCCCAGCCCCCAGUCAUGACCUCUACCCUCACUGUGAGUCCCCAGACCUGAGCUACUACUCAGUAACACGUGCCUACUCUGGCCUGAGCCUCUCCUCCAGACGGAGCCCAGACUGUCGCUUCCCCAACGACACCGACCUGCGCUUAGGUUCCAUGGGCUCAGCGGGCUCCGAGUGCGGCAGCGAGAGCAGCGUCAGUUGCGGCAGCAGCUGCGACUCGUACAGCGAGCGGUCGUGUCCUGGAUGCCCCCCGGACACCUUACUGGAGGACAGCGUUCAUUUUGCCAACCCCCACGGCCGGCUGUAUCCUCACCACGCCACGUCCAACCAUGAACUGUGUGGCCUCCAUCCUGCUGAAUAUACCAGCAUCCCACACAGCCACACGUCUAAUCCAGGAGUCCACAGCUACCACCUGAGUGCAGCCCGAGGGCAGAGCUGUGCCCAUGAUCAGCCUCCACCAGAGGCCCCACCGAAGCGCCCCCUCUACCCCCUGCCCCCUCACCUCCAACACCAGCCUCUCACUGCCCGCUCCAGCUGCCCAGGCGACUACCACUCCCUGCCCCAGUCCAACCCUCACCCCCCCGGCUCUCCUCUUGGCCGCUGUCUGGCGCCCACACGGGCAGAGAGCGUGUCUGACUCACACCUGCACGAACACCUGUCUGCGUCGCACCAUCACCACCGGCCUAAAGCGUUGCCCAGCUGGGACUCGUACUACCGGCAGCCGCUUCCUGCCAGGUACGAGCUGGCCACCUAUCAGAGCCUCCCGGACACCUGGCAGUCCUCCUGGCACACUCCCCCCUGGGCACAGGACGGCUACACCCAGCACCACUCCUCCCACCCAGCCCUCCACCCGUCCCCCACACGCUACCUAAGCCACCCGCCGCCCCCGGCACACUCUCCCCACCCGCCUCACCCGUCCAGCACCCCUCUCCCGCCUUACCCUCCUCACAGCUCCCACCUCACAGUGCCCUCCCACCCUCCCCCUCCCUCCUACCUGACGCAGCACCCAGAUUCCCCUGCACACGGUCGCUACGGCGACGUGAGGGAGAAAGUGUACGUCAACCUGUGUAACAUCUUCCCCCCGGAGCUGGUGAGUCGGGUGAUGUCCAGAAGCCCCCACAUCACCGACCCCCAGCAGCUGGCAGCCGCCAUCCUGGCAGAGAAAGCCCAGAAAGGAUACUGAAGAGUCAGAAAACACAAACUUUAAGUGGGUUGGAGAGCUUCUUCCUUUCUUAUGGCAUUAAUGAGACGAUGCAUAAGAUUUAAGGACAUAUAAAUGCUGAAGAUAAUCCCAAUCCAGAUCUGGUCACUGCGCAGCAACCACUAAAUCAACUCAACUUUAGCAGGUGUAGAGAGAGCGAGUCACUGGACGAAAUCUGACUUUGAAUCAAAGUGCAACGUGUGGUGAUUGUUCCAGACCUACUCGGUUCUUCUUUUUAUUUAUGAAGUAGCUUGAUUUGUCUUUCACAUGCAGGACGAGUUAUGCAUUAAAUUCAAAAAGGCACUUUUUUAGUCUCACAGCCAAAUCAUCACAUGGUGAGCUGGUAUCACACAUGACUACUGAAAUUAACAGGGUUUCUGCAGGGCAUUAAAAAGCAUUAAUAGUCAUUAAGUUGAUUUUGCGAAAAUUAAGGCCUUAAAUGGCAUUAAAAAUCGUUACAUCUGACUCCGAGUGGCAUUAAAAAUUCUUUUUGCUGUUUUCAAGAAAAAUAUUUGAUAAUAAUAAUAUAAUUAUAAUUAUAGACUGCGAUUUGUUAUAUAUGUGCAUCUGCGUGAACAUGCUGAAGCAUUGCGAUAAUUGCUCCAUAAACUGCACGUCUGGAAAGUGGAGAACUCUGUAAUGGGGAAAUGCAAAUUCCAGCAAAAAUGGCUAGAAAAUGUGGAUUUCAGAGAAUGACUGCAGCCCGUGGGUGGUCAGGGAUGGUUUCCGGAUUCAGAAAUAGUGAAAUGAGGGGACAGUUUUCAUAGAAAAAUCAUCUUUUACAAAAAAACAAACCUGUGUAAUUUGUUGAGUUCACGGUCACAGCAUUAAAGUUUUUACAGUCUAGCAUUAAAAUGGCAUUAAAAAGCGUUAAAUUUGACUUGCUGAUUUCUGCAGAAACCCUGAUUAAGGAUUAUUUAACAACUACCACUACUUUUAUGAUCAGAUUACACACCAGGACACUUAUCCUCAGACCUGAGUCAAACAGGGUUCAAAAGCAAUCCUCGUCUGAUUUUUAUUUUGUGACAAAUCUUCAUUUUAAUUACCACACGACAGUUUCAUACUACUUUUGAUCGAGGUCUGUUUCCUCUAUGAAUCUCUUAGUGUGUGUUUUGUGGCCGUUUGUGGUUUUUUUCCCAUGCUGGUAAAAAUAGGUGUUGGACAGACGGUCGUCUUAUUUGAGAUGGCGUCGGUUUUUUGGUCAGAGUUGUAGCUGUAGAGAUGGGUGACCCUGUCGUGUGUACCUUAGUUUUAGUAAGGGACAUCUCUCUCUCUCUCUCUUUCUCUCUGGCCCUUUAUUUUGGGUCAACUCUGGUAUCUGCUACAGACAGGAAACAUCUCGCCAUCCAAACGUGUACGUAUUGUAAAUAUAUUUAACAGAUUCCUCCGCUGUGCUUUUGGCCGACAGCGUCUACUGUCUGAUGUCUGUAGCAGAUCCCAGCUGAAUCCAUGCUAGACAGAGAAAAACCUUGUUUGAUACAAAUUGUAUCAUUAACUAAGUCGCUGAUGUUAUAUCCAGUACAUGGACUUGUUGAUCCGUAUCUAUCGAACACUCUUGAUGUAUUGCUAUAUGAUGAAGUGCAUUGACCACAGUUCCGUUCCGAUCCAGAUGUUCCAACUUUUCAUCUUGUGGAAAUAGCUUUGAGACAAUUAUUUCAACGAUGUUAUCAACGGAAGGAGCCGUGUGCCUACUAUGUUUAGGUGCCGCAACUCCUUUACCUGCGCUUCUGGGUUUGAAGCUGGCUUAGUUUUUUGACAGGAGCGCCGAUCAAAUCGUGCCAGAAAUGUGCUUUGGUUUCCUGGCUAACUGCCCAUUUGAAAACAGUGGUGAGUUUGGGGUCGGUUCAUCGUAAGUUUCUUUUUUAGCCUCUUUGUUACAUCAGAAAGAUGAAGAUAUUCCUAACAGAAAUAUUGUAAAACCAUACUGGAAAUAAUAGAGAAGUGAUGUUUUGUCAUUGAAGUUUCUAUUAUUUCACAAUUUGAGUGGACAGACCCCAACAAAGCUUUAUAUUUGGGUCAGUAUGAAACCCUAUGGUGGCCAUUUUGAAAGUCACUGUAGUGAAGCUCUACCUGGAGUAUUAAAAAACAGAUAAAAGAUGCAUUCUUAACUGCUCAAAACCUCUUAACAGCCAUUUUUAGAAACUAAAAAAUCAUUUAAAAUGAAGUCUCGUGCAUGGAUUUUGGCAUCCCAGUGUUUCUGAGUUGAUUAGUUUGGGCAAAUUCUGUUUAAACAGGUGAAUGUCAAGCUAAACUAUUAGCUGAAACGUUUCUUUAACCCUUUGAUGCGCAACAUGGUUCAAAAGUGACCUAAAUCCAAUGGAAAAUGGGUAUCUCCUGACCCACACUGCAUGUCAAAGGGUUGACAGGUGAAAUAUUGAUACUCCUUUAGCCUCAGGAUGUCAGCAUCACAAUACAGAAAUAGAUUUACUUAUAACUGCCGAGGCUAGCUGAGCACUUAUGAAGCGAAUGCUGACAUUUCCUUGUAGUAUUACACACCAGACUUGUUCAUAAAUUCCGCUUCUAUCAGUAGGAUGGAACAUUAAAAUGUUAAUCAACUUUACAGCUUCAAUAUUUAGAUUUAACCACCAAUGAAUGAGUAAUUAUCGUGAGUAAUUACCCCUUCUGAAUAGGGGUGGACUUUUAGGGGACUUUUUCAGGAGAUCAAUAGCUGAUAUUCUUACCUAAUAUACAUUUGCAGUAACAAUGAACAUUUUGAAUAUAAUAAGCUGAAGUGCGUCUGUUAGGCUACAUUUUACACAUGUUUAGUUAACCCUCCUGUUCUCUUCAUUUACGGUCACCAAAAAAUAUUUCCUUGUCUGAAAAAAACCCAUAAAUUCUGCAAAAAAAUUCUCUAAAUUUCUGAAAAUUUGCAAAACCUUCAGGAAGAAAAUUCCAAUAGUUCCUUAAAAGUUUCCCUUAAAAGUUUUAUUUAAAAAAAAUCCCCCAAAUUUGGCAAGAAAAUUCUAUUAAUAUUUUCAAAAAAUGAGUAAAAAUCUUCCAAAAAAAAUCCUAAAAAUAUCUAAAGUGAUUCCAUAUAUAUCAGUAAAACUUCUAAUAUUUUCUUAUUGAACAUUCACAUAAAAAUCAACCAAAAUCCAAUGAAAUUUGCUGGAUUUUGGUAGAUUUUUUUGUGAAUGUUCUUAAGAAACAUUUUUAACAUUUCUUUUUUUCAACCAAAAAAUGUUCAAAGAUUUCCCAAAAAUGUUGAAAAUGUGAACAUCAGAAGUUUAACUGUGAUCCCCCCCCACACACACACACACACACACACACACACACACACACACUUUCAAACUUUAAACCGGGUCAAUUUUGACCCGCAGGACGACACGAGGUUUAAAAAAGCCUUCUUAACGUUUGCCAUCGUGUAACCAUUAAGACUGAGGCAGCUGCAUCAGAGACAAAGUUUCUUUUAAGUUGCUUUUUUAAAAACAGGAAUCUAUUUUAAAAAACACAAAUAAUCCGUCAACUUUCAGGUAGAGCCCUGAAGUGUAAAGUUCAAAAUGGCAACCAAGGAAAUAAAAAGUGAGCUCAACAUACAACUCAUCACCAGCCAGCUACGUAUAGCCCAACGGUUUCUUUCCUGUCCAACGUGUAGCAUUGUACAAGUACGGAUAGUUGUACAAUGACACGUGCUACUGAUGAGAGAGAAUCUUUGUGUAUUGAAGAAGCGCCUUCUCUCUGGCCUCCUGGCACUGUGUGUCAGCGUGGCAGCUGAGCGUGGGCCCAAAGUAAUGCCUCUUCCUGGCAUUGUGCUUAUGACACAUCCAAUACUCUGAACUAUGUUCAGCUAACUGUUAUGCAUGUUUGGUUUUUUUUUUUAUUUGUUUUUGUUUCUGCAUGUGUUCUCGUGUUGACUUUGUGUUACAUAUUCUGUCCUGGAAGCUUCUCUUGCUGUUACUGUCACAUGAUGCUAGUAGUCGAGACAAGACUAACUGUACACAAUACUGGCUUGUUUUUCUGCUUGUAAAUUUUUCUCAGUAUUGAUUCCAGUGCAGCGCUCUUCUUUGAUCUUAUAAACCUGAGUGGGAAUGCUACAACGCUUGGUAUUUACUUCACGGGAUCAAGAAACCCGUUAAGGAAAGUAUCUCCCUUUAGAAGUGCGCUCAGCCGUAGAAAGCGAUGAGCUGAAUUAUGGGCUGUACAUAUAAUAACGCUGUAAUGGCUGCUCUGCUCUAAUGGAAUGAAAAUGUACUAUUUCACAUGAUCUUUACAUUUUGCCGGUAGAAUAACAGUGUAACUAAUUAAAUACUGUAACAUUUUCAACUGUAACUGUGAUUGUUCAUUAAAAUGAGUACUGCUAUAAA